This is a messenger RNA of Rhineura floridana, 423 nucleotides long. It is a transcript of the gene TSHB, whose product is annotated as thyroid stimulating hormone subunit beta. Gene Ontology annotation, biological process: G protein-coupled receptor signaling pathway. The transcript has 2 exons. Bases 1 to 411 code for a protein of 136 amino acids. Gene Ontology annotation, molecular function: hormone activity. The record is from RefSeq and is a predicted model, not a curated record. NCBI's taxonomy places the organism in Eukaryota, Metazoa, Chordata, Lepidosauria, Squamata, Rhineuridae. Gene Ontology annotation, cellular component: extracellular region; cytoplasm.
AUGAAUCCUGCCCUUUUCAUCUCUCUCCCCCUAGUCUUUGCCCUGACUUUAGGGCAGAGCAUGUCCCUUUGUGUCCCUGUUGAGUACGUCAUCCAUGUGGAGAAGAGAGAAUGUGCCUACUGUCUGGCCAUCAACACUACCAUCUGUGAAGGAUUCUGCAUGACCCGGGAUAGUAAUGGUAAGAAGCUGCUGCCCCGGAGUGCCCUGUCCCAGGAAGUGUGCACAUACAAGGACAUGGUGUACAAAACCGUGAUGAUCCCUGGCUGUCAACACCAUGUUGUCUCCUACUAUUCCUAUCCUGUGGCUGUGAGCUGCAAGUGUGGGAAAUGCAACACUGAUUAUAGCGACUGCGUGCAGGAGGCAAGCAGUACUGGUUAUUGUACUUUAUCCCAGAAGCUACAUAACCUAUGAGGCCCUCUCUCU